AUGAAAUUAACUCAUUUAUUGCCAUUUACAAUUGGUUUGCCUAAGGAAUCAUUUCAAGAGAAGAGUAUCGACGAUAUCGACGAUCAACAGCCAAAACCGCAAUUGUCAUAUAUCGGCUUAAUUGCGACAGCAAUACUUAGCUCUCGUCAGAAGAAAAUGAUUUUAUCUGAAGUAUACCAGUGGAUUAUCGAUAAUUAUCCAUAUUUUCGAACAAAAGGACCUGGCUGGAGGAAUUCUAUACGACAUAAUUUGAGUCUCAACGAUUGUUUCAUUAAGGCUGGCAGAUCUGCUAAUGGAAAGGGUAAUUAUUGGGCAAUUCAUCCAGCGAAUGUUGAAGAUUUUCAAAAGGGCGAUUUUAGAAGGAAGAGAGCUCAACGAAAGGUUCGGCAGCAUAUGGGUUUAUCCAUAAACGACGAUGACUAUUCGGAUGACAGCCCAGUAAGAACAACUUUGCCGAAAAAGAAAUCGUUCAGCGUUGAGUCGAUCCUAAAACCAGAUUUUAGACCAAAUCAACAAAUCUAUUCGACAAAUGAUAUAAUAUUUUUAAAAUAA
Molecule: messenger RNA, 552 nt
Organism: Dracunculus medinensis (Guinea worm)
Lineage: Eukaryota; Metazoa; Nematoda; Chromadorea; Rhabditida; Dracunculidae
Source: the annotation of a GenBank genome assembly